AUGGAUCAGUCGACUCCUACCAACAAGCGAAAGAACGAACCGGAUGACAACCACACUCCCAGAGCUGCCAAGAGGCACCAAUCAGAACAACCAUAUCCUCGAACAAGAUCUUCAACAGCUCGAGAGAACAUAGAGCAUUCCGAUACCAUGCAGCCCAUUUCUGCUGCUGAGACUCCCAAUGAAAAGCCGGAGUCUCAUGGGCCACCGCCUGUUUGUUCCAAUACCAGGGGGGCGCUAGCUGAUGCUCUUCCAUACCAUCAAUGUCACGAGGGGGGCCUCUAUACCCAGGAUUUGGUAGCCAAGUCAAUUUUGAUCAACGGGCAAUGUGAAAUCCGUGAUAUUGUUCUUGGCGAAGUUCUCAUCACUUCAGUCGGAGGUGGCCGAACUCUCGACACGGAAACUGGAAAGAUGGUUCGAGUAAAGGACCAGGAAGAGAGUGGCAGGGCAGUGAAGGCCUUCACCCAGGCAGUUCAAACACAGAAUCCCCUGGUGGUAAUAGUAGGAUCAAACAACAAGAUCUUCCCUGUUCAACUACAUCAUCACUUUAAUGUGAUGGAUUACUUUUUUGCCACCGACAUCUGGCGUGAAAAGGUCGACUAUGGAAAAGGGAACAUUGUGAACUGCUACAAGAUCCGCUUGGAAAAGGUGGACAGGUCAACCAGGUCCUGGUGGGUUCCAAAGAAUGCUACUCCACAGGAAGCAGGCGAAUUCAAGUCUGGAGAGUACAACUGCAAGUUAAAAGCAUGCCAAGUCUGCAGCGUAUCCAGCAAGGAGAUGUUCAAGCAGGGCUGGAUGUGCAUGAAUACAGACUGUUCCGAAUUCUUCCAGAAUGGCUCCCUAGAUUGCAACGAGCUCCAGUACAGCGAUGCAUUCCUAAAUGAGAGGACGAACCACACGGGGCCCGAGCCCCAAUAUCCCCUAGUCCCACCGUUGCCAGAAAAUGAAGGGAAUGCUUUCGGCACAGAGAAAAGAUUCAAGCGCGGAAUCGUUUGCCCGAAAUGUUCCCUCUGCAGUCGACGGAUCAAGUGGGAAGGCUGGUAUUGCGAGAACAACCAAUGUGAUUUCAAACACAAGGUUGUUAUGAACGAGAUCCCUUUGACGAAUAUCAAUCAAGAGACUGGUAAAGCAAGGACGAGAUCUGCAUUGACUUACAGCCGUUACGGUGUCAAGGCAUACGCAAAGUCUAUUGGUGGUAAUGAGCUCACGACAUGGUUCAUGCCAGGAGAGGAAGCAGGCACUUUCAUCGGUUCUGUUACCCGAAUUCGGCCGCCUGUUGAAGCACGAAUAAGGGGAGGCGGCUUAGAUGACUUGUAUGUCAAAAUGCAGAAUGAAGACAUCGGACUCCGGCGAGGCGCUGCAAGAAACUCAGGAUCUCGAAUUGAGGAGCUGACCUCGCACUUCUCUGUCAAUUUUGGUGCACCUUACAAGUUCGGGGUCGUUGUGAAGACUACCAGCGGGUUCAUGGAUGCACCCGACCCGAUUAUAGAGUCUGUCCUACGUUUAACCUGGGCAGGAAAGACUGCAUGCGAUAUCACAAACCAGCUCAUCGAAAAAGACGCCAUUCUAACCCCUGAGAACGCAAUACCAAAGGACAUAAAGCCGUAUAAUGAGCAACUCAUUCUCGGGUACUUUGAGAACUCCAAAAUCAGCCCUCAUGAUGACGGAGAGAAGGAGGUAGGGCCAAAUGUCGCCACUCUUUCUUUGGGUUCUCCGGCCCAGAUGAGAUUCCACCCCAAGAAGAAUACCAACUUGGGCAAUCCUCAGGACAAAAGCAAAAGACACAGGCAGCCGAUGCUUGGGUUCCUACUGGAGCAUGGUGAUACGCUUGUCAUGCAUGGAUCACAGAUCCAAAAGCUCUAUAUCCAUGCAGUUGAUCCAUACGGCAUGCAUCGAUUUGCAUUAACUAGUCGCUACAUUCUUCCGGAGACCAUCAAGGACGCUACCCAGCGUAGCUUGGUCGACGUAAACGGGAAGAUCCCUGACAAGUGGGCAGUUCAGGACUACGACGGAGAGACAGAUCAAUUCAAACGCCGCCCUGGAAGCGAUGUUGCCCAGCCAGGCAUGCCAAUUCCAUCUGGAGCAUCUAUUUCGUCGGAUGAAUCCAAUUCACCAUCAGAACCCAGUUGGUCAAAUGACAACAACGGAACCAGGGCUGACAGUAUUACCGAGUCUGAGCCUCCUAGUUCAUCAGACCAGGACGGCCAUACUGAGGAUCGCAACCGUGCCGUCUACACUCAGCCACAGCCUGGGCAAAUUACAGAGAUGGACAUGGAUUCCUUUAUGAACAAUAUCAAAAAUGCGAAAAGGAUUCUCGCGAAACAUCCGGAUCUGAUCAAGCUAUUCUCCGUUCCCAAAAUCGCGGAAUCAAAAGAUUUCGCCACAGAUUUAUUUCGCUCGUGCUUCCUUGCUCAACCCCAUUAAGCCUAUUUGCUUCCUAUCCCUCAACAAUCAACAGACCAGCCUCAGGUUGGUGCGGCCAGCAUCGCGCCUAUUCGCAGAUUCAAAAGGCGUUUCGUGCGACUGCAGUGGGAGCCAGAACCCACGUUAUCAUCAUCACCAUCAAGUUUACUGCUUGAGAGAUCGGCUACUUCCACCC
This is a messenger RNA of Durotheca rogersii, 2596 nucleotides long. RefSeq lists its product as uncharacterized. Bases 1 to 2421 code for a protein of 806 amino acids. Lineage: Eukaryota; Fungi; Ascomycota; Sordariomycetes; Xylariales; Xylariaceae. The record is from RefSeq and is a predicted model, not a curated record. Gene Ontology annotation, biological process: DNA repair. The transcript is spliced from 7 exons.